This is a messenger RNA of Papilio xuthus (Asian swallowtail), 2659 nucleotides long. RefSeq lists its product as uncharacterized. Bases 356 to 1615 code for a protein of 419 amino acids. The record is from RefSeq and is a predicted model, not a curated record. The transcript is spliced from 4 exons. NCBI's taxonomy places the organism in Eukaryota, Metazoa, Arthropoda, Insecta, Lepidoptera, Papilionidae.
GCAGUCGACCGCGCUAGAGUUCGCGUCGACUCUCGUCAAUCUCAAAGCGAACGAUUGAAGUUGUGAAAACAUUUAUCUAGUGCGACAUCGUAUUACUUACAAUUUGUGUUACUUUAUGUUAAUGUAUUACUUUAUUAACAUAAUUCUGUUAACGAUUUAAGUUAUCUUCUUCGAAACAACUCAAUUUUUCAAUAAUGUUUUUCGUGCCGAAAGCUUUUCAGUAAGAUUAGCGAAGUUUAAUAUUUUCAGUUUGUUUUAGUUAUUAUGAUAACUAUUCUUGCGGGAUUCGUGUCCCGGUUAUGAUAAAGCAAAAACAUUGACCGGGACUUGACUUUACUUAGGAAUACCAAAGAAAAUGUGUGCCAAAAUGUUAUAUAGUUCGCUGUUGCCUAUUGUAAUGUUAUGGAUUGGAGUGCUCGCCGAAGAGGAAGUUUCAUCUCCUUUGCGGGUAGCGCAAUGUAGAGCGACCUGUUUGCAAAAGUUCGCGGCGCCUCGACCCGGCGGGGAGUCAUCGUGUUUGCAAGGCCCCGACUGUUUUAUGUGUUGGGAGAAUUGUGAACUACUGCAGUCUAACUAUCAAGUAUGGGGUGCAGUUUGUGAUGAAAAAGACAUAUGUUUCCCAGGUUGUAAGGUAGCAUGUGAAUUCCACAUUGAAGCGGCCAGGGCAUCGCAGACGCAGCCUGUCAUUCACACCAAGGGAGAGGGUGUCAUGAGAGUUAGUGGCGCUCUCGCCCGCUGGCCCCCACCGGCACCACGAGCCUCUACAAAGCCCGCCCCACUCGUCUACGUGGUCAUGCGCCGAGCGGCAGAAGGUCCUUGGCGGCAAAUCAUACAGACCCAAGCCCUCGCUACCAGAGUACCGCCGAACAAUGAAGGCGCCCUCCUUCGAGUUCUCGUCGUAGACCCUCAAGGCCUAGUCACCAUCUACAGCCCCGACGAAACGUGGCUGGCUCGUGACACUAACUCUUCAAGCCACGACGAACAUAAAUGGAUUCUUAAAGAAAUUUCUCUCAUUCACCAAAAAGUUCUUGUGAUCGGUGAAAUCGCCUGGGAACCGAGGAUCGCGCGUGGCGUUUAUCUGGUAACGUGGGAAGUCGACGGCGGAGGCCUGAAAGGAAACCUUUUUACUGAUUCCACACGUGUUACUUUAUCGCUUUGGCCAGAUACAAUCUAUCACAUUCAAGUGGAACUGGUCUCUCGGACGCCUGGCGUAGAUAACGAAAAGUCAGAGACAAUGACCAUUGAUACGAGUCGAGCACAACGCGUUUCGACAGAGAGCGUACAAGAUGUUGAGGUUAGUGAAGGGGACCGUUUAAUGUCAGUAUUAGUAAGCUCCAUGAGAGGGGAGCGUGUACCCGAACGGGCCCCAGACUCUGAGUUAGUUCUUGGCUGUCUGUCAGCUAUGAUAGCGUUUGGUUUGGCCGCGCUUGCUGCUAUUGUAUGGAGAAGGAGACGGCGGGGCACAUUUCCCGGAACCAACGUAUAUGUAGGAUCAUCAUCGAUUCUGAAGCGAAAGCUAGUCGAAGAUUUUACUCCUGCGUCGCAUUGUUUCCAGCCCGUGCUCACACCAGCCAUCGCGUCUAACGAAAACUCUGUGAAUGACGUCAUCGUGUGACGUCACAGCUUCGAUAUGCUGUCUUUCGAUGACCGCGCUUUGAGUUCCUAAAUAUUAGAACAAAAUCGUGAAAAAAUACAAACGUUUCUUCGUAUUAAAGUGGACGAACAGUUUCUAUGUGAUACUGAGUGUGCAAAAGUAUGCGGGAAAGUAAAUAAAUAUUGUAUUUUGUGAGAUAAUUUCUUUUGUGAUUUAAUUUAAGUUAUAUUACUUUUGAUAGACACUUCUGCUCAUCGUUCGCUAUGAUUGCGUGACAUAUUAUCGGAUUGUUCGUAUGUAGUAUUAGGGAAAUUGUAAAUUGUACUUAUAAAAUAUAUUUAUGAUUCACAGUAAGGUAAACACCAGAAAAUUUAGUAAUGUAAAUAUGUUAAGAAUCGUUUAAUGAUAAGUGGUAUUUUUUUUCAAUUGAAAUUGAAUUACGUAUGCUGUAAAUAUUACAUAACUAGAUGUCAUUUGAAGUAUAUAACAAGCAACUUGUACAUAAUGCUUAAUGAUUUGAAUACUUUCAUUAGUGUGAAAUUUGAACCUUUCUCAACUUUUUUUUGUGACCUCUUCAAAGUGAAAUAUAUUAUCUACUAUAAAAUUGUGGUAAAUGAAAUUAAUAAUUAGAACUAUUUUUACAGCCUAGUCCUUAUUAACGUUUAGUUAAUAGUUAUUAGACAUACUUUAUUCAAAUUAUAUUAUAACAUUUAGUAAAUAUAUAAAAACUUUGAAUUUCUUCAGCAAUAAAAUAAUGUACGUAUCUGUAAAUAUUCGAAGCAUUUAUUGUAAAAAAAAACAGAGUAAUUAUAUUUUUCUCGGUCAACAUUAUAUCUAAAUGUUAUGGGUGGAAAUUAAUGGUAUUACUGUGUUAAGAAAAAAUAUAAGCUGAUAAAUAUCUUAAUUUCGUAUCAUGUAAUGAACAAAUGUAAUCAAUGUCUUAAAAUUGCAUCAUUAUUAUUGUAAUAUGCUGCAUUUAUAUUUCUUUAUAAUUUAGCUAAAAAUUCCUAAAAAAAAAUCUGCACGAAAGUGGAAACCAAAUUUUUCCCCAUCUAGAUGUUUUUU